AUGUCUUCGGCAGGCCUGAAAUCUGGGAAGAGAAGCGCGUACGCUGCAGUCAAAGUGGACCCCGACGGAGACUAUUAUACCCCCGGUGCAUUUGACCUGGAGAGGCUCUUCUGGAAAGGCAGCCCAAAGUUCACACACGUCAACGAAGUCUGGCCCAAUCUCUACAUAGGAGAUGAAAAAACAGCCCUCGAUCGGUACAGUCUUGAGAAAACGGGCUUUACCCACAUCCUGAACGCAGCCCAUGGGCGGUGGAACGUGGACACCGGACCGGAAUACUACAGCGACAUGGCCAUCGAAUACCACGGUGUGGAGGCGGACGAUCUCCCCACCUUCAGUCUCAGUCCGUUCUUUUACUCUGCUGCUGCGUUCAUCGAUAAAGCUCUGCAGAAUAAAACAAGCAAGGUCCUCGUCCACUGUGCCAUGGGCCGCAGCCGCUCAGCAUCUUUGGUCUUGGCGUACUUGAUGAUUUACAAGAACAUGACCGUGGUCGACGCCAUCGAUCAAGUGCUCAAGCACCGGUGCAUCCUUCCCAACCGCGGCUUCCUGAAACAGCUGAGGGAACUGGAUAUAAAGCUGGCCCUGGAGAGGAGGACGGCCAUGAACGGGAUCGACUCUAGCAGAGAAUGGAAAGACAGCACUGAGACGGAGAUAUAA
This is a messenger RNA of Euleptes europaea (tarantolino), 654 nucleotides long. RefSeq names its product dual specificity phosphatase 29. The coding region runs from base 1 to 654 and encodes 217 amino acids. The record is from RefSeq and is a predicted model, not a curated record. Gene Ontology annotation, cellular component: cytoplasm. NCBI's taxonomy places the organism in Eukaryota, Metazoa, Chordata, Lepidosauria, Squamata, Sphaerodactylidae. Gene Ontology annotation, molecular function: MAP kinase phosphatase activity; protein tyrosine/serine/threonine phosphatase activity. Gene Ontology annotation, biological process: protein dephosphorylation; negative regulation of MAPK cascade. The transcript has 3 exons.